This is a messenger RNA of Topomyia yanbarensis, 1674 nucleotides long. RefSeq lists its product as uncharacterized. The coding region runs from base 1 to 1674 and encodes 557 amino acids. The transcript has a single exon. The record is from RefSeq and is a predicted model, not a curated record. Lineage: Eukaryota; Metazoa; Arthropoda; Insecta; Diptera; Culicidae.
AUGGAUUUGACGAAACAUUGUGCCAAGUGUGAUCGACCGGACUCGGCGGAUAAUUUAGUCGGAUGCGACUCUUGUGAGACGUGGAUGCACUUUGGGUGUGCGGGAGUGACGGAUUCCAUCUCCGAGGUUAAUCGCAGUUGGAAAUGCGAGCAGUGCCGGGAGGAAGAUUCAAUAUUGCAGUCGGUCAGUCGUAUGUCUUCUAGCAAGCACUCGUCUAGAAUAGACCUCAAUCUAAGGAUGAUCGAGGAAGAGAAGGCCAUGAGAAUGCGAAGAAUUCUGGAAGAAGAAGCAGCUCAAGCUGCAACCAGGAAAAAGCUAGCGGAUGAGGAGGAGAAGUUUCUAAAGAAGAAGUAUAAACUUCUCGCGGAUGAGGAAAAUUCAGAGGAUGGAGCCAGUAGGACAUCAAGACUGAGCAGUCGAGCUAGUCUAGAUAAGGUACGAUCGUGGCUUGGAAAGCAGGAAGUCGACACAGCACGUCGAGUGAAAGUAGUGUCAUCCAGUAGCACCUUGCCGAGAACCGUAGUUACAGAAGCAGUUCAGCAGUCUAUAAUCCCAGCACUCAUCACCUCUAGCCCGAAGGCGUCAAACGUUCCUGCUCUUGCAACCUCGAGCCCUGUGUCAACUUCUACACCAAGUUCGGUAAAGUGCUCCGUAGCAAUGAAUGCACCUGAAGGUCCAGUUCCAGUAAGAUCAAAAGGUGACUUCGUAUCCCACACCGAAAUUAUUUUAGACGUUCCCGGGAGACCUCUGGUAAGUUCGUCAUUGGUGACUAGAUGCAACUCCUACGUCGGAGUCAAUAAACUCGUUGCGAUAAAUGACAACAGUGGAUCGCGGAAGAUCAACAAUAGUGCUCCGCCUUCGGUAAUCGACCUUCCCCCUUUAUCGGGUCGUAACCAAGUACCAGAGGCAAUAGUAAACAGCAUCCCCUCCAUACUCAUGAGUAGGGCAUCGGAAUGUGGUGAUAACAUUGUCACAUAUUCCUCUAGUAGUAGGCUAGUGUUUCACGAUAGCAUAGUAGGUAAAAGUGUACCACAAGUAUCCUCCCUCAAUUAUGGGUAUACACCUAUGUCUAACUAUAAUCCCACAUUGUCAACAACAACCUCAGUGCUGAAUCAAUUGCACACUACAAAUAUUCCGACACAUAACAGUAUCGUCGCCCCUCCGCACGUUGCAACUAACCCAUCAUUGUCAUUUCUCACUGGUAGUCAGGGUUACUCGGUUGGAGGGUGUUCAGUUACUUUCCAACAUCCCAGUUUAUCAGUGCCUUUAGUACACUCCCGACCAACGUUAAGUUCCAUUUGUCAACCAACGUGGAUCAAUAGCAAUAUCGCCAGUACCACCGUGAGUGGAAUGCAAUCGUUAAAUAUAAAUAUCCCGGUCUCAACGCAGAGAGAAGGAACGUAUUUCAAUAAUGGGGGUGUGUUAGUAAGUACGAGUGCGUUGGUACCACCUGUGUCCAGUACCACUGCACCUCAGUUUGUGAUUCCGGGUACCCAACUACCGAUGCCAGCCGGACCAUUCGGUGCUCCCUCCAUUGACCAACGGCCUCAACAACAGCCUGCUAUACCAGUUCGAAGCGGGCCAUCUAGCGAGCAAAUGGCUGCCAGAGAAAGUGUUGCCGCGGGAGUUGCCAAACUUUUCAGGCGACCCUCAAGAUUGGCCGCUAUUCUAUAG